Molecule: messenger RNA, 2039 nt
Organism: Gigantopelta aegis
Lineage: Eukaryota; Metazoa; Mollusca; Gastropoda; Neomphalida; Peltospiridae
Product: G-protein coupled receptor GRL101-like
Exons: 9
Cellular component (GO): plasma membrane
Molecular function (GO): protein binding
Source: RefSeq, a predicted model, not a curated record
UCCGCGGGUUUAUAUGUUGCAGGGCUCAAGCGGUCUGACAACACUUUCCCGAAACAUUACCAAGGCAUGUAUAGAUGGACUGAUGGAAAACCACCCACGUUUCUAAAAUGGAAGACUGAUAGAGAGUCAUGGCAACCAGAUGGUGCUGCAGCUGAAUCGUGUGUGGCUUGGACAAAAACUUCUGAUCUCUCAUGGUGGAAGGACAUUGGGUGUGGUGACGCUAUCGGCAAAGGGUUCAUCUGUAAAAUGGAAGCAAGAAACAAUACAGAACAGAUGGUUAGUCCUGUGGUCCAUGCGCCUACACGUGCGCCAUCCAUAUAUCGAUUCUUCAACUGCAGCAAUGGUGAAAUAAUUUGGGAAUCUCGAAAGUGUGACGGACUUUCUGAUUGCUUUGACGGAAGUGAUGAACAAGGCUGCGGUAAUGGAUGUGCCGACACUCAAUAUCGCUGUAUGUCAAAUGGCCUGUGCCUCUCGUGGGACUUCUACUGUGAUCAGAUCAGCGAUUGCGUGGAUAAAAGUGAUGAAACCAUGUGCUUUCCGAAGCCCUGUGCUAAUGAUGAAUGGCGAUGUUCUAACAAUCAGUGCAUUAACAGCUUUAAGGUGUGUGACCUCACACCUGACUGCCGAGAUAGAUCCGAUGAACUCAACUGUAACACUUGUAAAGGAUUUCGUUGUACAGACGGUACGUGCAUACCUUACAGCUGGCAGUGUGAUGGAAUCGUAGAUUGCCCAGGAACCCAGAAAGAAGAUGAACUUAGAAGUCUCUGUAAAGUUUUAAAGUCAAGUGAUACACCAACAAAGACGUUGUGCCACUGGAAAGCACAGGGAGUGUAUAACGCAAUGCCUCGUUAUCUCACUGGGAUGGAUACCUGUGACACAGUAAAGUGUGAGGAAGGUUAUUACAAGUGUCCACGGAGUUAUUGCAUACCUUUAGAAUUUGUUUGCAAUGGCAUCAUGGACUGUGUUGAUGGGGCAGAUGAACAUGUGUGUGAUAAGUACCAAUGUCCAGGCUACUUUAGAUGCAGAAAGAGCACGACAUGUAUCAGUGUAAAGGAUGUGUGUAAUAACAACAUUGACUGUCCUGGGGGUGAUGACGAGAUGUCUUGUUAUUUCUCAUGCCCGUCCUCGUGUAACUGCACUGGUUCUGUUCUUAAAUGUUCAGGGUCCUUUCUUGGUAAUGAAACAUUUAGAUCAUUAAUACGAAAGUUAGACUUGUCAUCAUCCAACCUCGACCAGCUUACAGACAUCAGUUUCCAGGGUCUGCAUAUGCUCGCUGUAUUAAUAAUGUCAAACUGCCGUAUUGAAAAUUUCCUAUGGAAUAUCUGGGAACUAAAGAAUUUGAUAUCAUUGGAUCUAAGCAGCAAUAUUAUAAAGUUAAUAAGGCGGAAUACAUUCAGAGGAUUGCGUAAUUUAAGACACCUUGAUCUCUCGGAAAACAAAUAUUUAACUACAAUUAAGAUUGGUGCUUUUGACGACCUUCAACAGUUGGUGGAACUGCGGUUGGAAUACACAGGAAUCCAGACACUCACAAAGCACCUAUUUUCUGAACAGGUGAAUCUCAUCUUUCUGAACAUUUCGUUCUCAGAAUUACGGUACAUUGAAGAUCGAACCUUUGAAAAUCAGACAUCUCUUACUAAGUUAGAUCUUCAUCAAACCAAAAUAACAGACUUUGGAGAACACAUAUUUGAUGGUCUAGCUGAGCUUAAAUUCCUUCGAACUGGUAUCUUUACCCUAUGUUGUCCUCGUGUCAGACCACCAUCUGUUCAAGACGACAAAUGUAUCGCUCCUCAAGAUGAUUUCUCGUCAUGUGAAGACCUCAUGCAGAACAAUGUCCUUCGUAUAUUUAUUUGGGUUCUUGGAGUGUCCGCACUUAUUGGAAACACUUUAAUAGUUAUUUACAGGCUGUGUUUCGACAAAUCACCACUAUCAAAAGGAUGUGGGUACUUUAUAUUAAAUUUGGGAAUUAGUGAUUUUUUCAUGGGUGUCUAUAUGAUUUUCAUUGGAGCAGCAGACAUGCUUUAUCGAGGGAAGUAUCUUUG